AUGGCUUCAUCAAGCUUCUCACCAGCUACACCUCCAGUUUUCAAUGGAGAAGGAUAUCACAUUUGGGUAGUCAAGAUGAGAACCUACCUCCAAGAAUUUGAUCUAUGGGAGGUAGUUAACUCAGAUGUUGAACCAGAACCAUUGAGAGCAAAUCCAACAGUGGCUCAAAUGAAGCAGUACUCUGAAGAAAAAAGUAAAAAGCACAAGGCCAUGUCAUGCAUUCAGAAUUGUGUUUCUGAUGACAAACUUAAGGAGGAGUUCCAAGGUACUGAGAGGACAAGGCAGCAGCAGUUGUUGAAUCUGAGAAGGGAGUUCGAGAACCUGAAGAUGAAGGAAGAAGAAACUGUCAAGAAGUAUUCUGACAGAAUCAUGGCUGUAAUUAGCAGCAUAAGGCUCCUUGGUGAGCAAUUUGAUGAGGCAAGGAUUGUGGAGAAAGUGCUCUCUACCUUACCAGAAAGGUAUUGUCGAGACCAUUUUUAA
This is a messenger RNA of Gossypium arboreum, 480 nucleotides long. RefSeq lists its product as uncharacterized. The record is from RefSeq and is a predicted model, not a curated record. Bases 1 to 480 code for a protein of 159 amino acids. Lineage: Eukaryota; Viridiplantae; Streptophyta; Magnoliopsida; Malvales; Malvaceae. The transcript is spliced from 2 exons.